ACAGUUAUUUUCAAUUUAAUGGUAAAUUUUACAAACAAAAAACAGGCUUACCCAUGGGAAAUACAUUAUCACCAAUAUUAGCCGACAUAUACAUGGAUGAAUAUAAAAAACAACAUUUACAUGAAGUAAACAUUCCAAACAAAAUAUGGAGAUAUGUUGAUGAUAUUUUAAUCAUUACAAAAAUGAAUAAACCACAAUUGGAAAAAUAUGUACAUUAUUUAAAUAAAAUACGUGGAACAAUUAAAUUUACCUCAGAAUUUGAACAAAAUGAUCAAAUAAAUUAUCUUGAUACAAUGUUAACAAAAAAGUUAAUAAAUAAUGAAAUAAUACUUAAAAUUAGAUGGUUCUGA
This is a messenger RNA of Rotaria sordida, 350 nucleotides long. Lineage: Eukaryota; Metazoa; Rotifera; Eurotatoria; Philodinida; Philodinidae. The record is from the annotation of a GenBank genome assembly.